Pelodiscus sinensis (Chinese soft-shelled turtle) is the source of this 7023-nucleotide messenger RNA. Lineage: Eukaryota; Metazoa; Chordata; Testudines; Trionychidae. The record is from RefSeq and is a predicted model, not a curated record.
AUGGUAACAGCAACGGUUGUGCCAACUACAGUGCUUCCCACCAGCCCUGAAACCCUUGUUCCACCAACCUCUCUGACUGAUUCCUCUCCUUCCCCUUCAGCUAUCCCAAGUUCCAGUGUCCUUCCCUCUGCUCCCCGAGAUGUGGUCCCUGUUUUGGUCUCCAGUCGAUUUGUCCGUCUCAGCUGGCGUCCACCGGCAGAAGCGAAAGGGAAUAUCCUGGCAUACACUGUUUACUUCUCCAGGGAGAACGUCAACAGGGAACGGGCACAGAACACAACACAGUCUGAGACACUUCAGCUUACUGUGGGAAAUUUGAAACCAGAGGAGAUCUAUACGUUCCGAGUGGUGGCGUACAAUGAAUGGGGACCAGGAGAGAGCUCGCAAUCCAUCAAGGUUGCCACGCAGCCUGAAUUGCAAGUUCCAGGGCCAGUAGAAAACCUGCGGGCUGUAUCUACCUCACCUACCUCAAUUCUACUUUCCUGGGAACCCCCUUCCUAUGCAAAUGGUCCAGUCCAAGGUUACAGAUUGUUCUGCACAGAGACUUCAACUGGAAAGGAACAGAAUAUAGAGGUUGAUGGACUAUCAUACAAACUGGAGGGGCUGAAAAAAUUCACGGAAUACACCUUACGAUUCCUGGCUUAUAACCGCUAUGGCCCUGGGGUAUCCACUGCAGAUCUUACAGUCAUGACUCUUUCUGAUGUACCAAGUGGGAUGCCUCAGAAUGUCUCCUUGGAAGUGGUUAAUUCACGGAGCAUCAAAGUUAGUUGGCUACCUCCACCAACAGGCACACAAAAUGGAUUUAUUACUGGCUAUAAAAUCCGACACAGAAAGACUACCCGCAGGGGUGAGAUAGAAACACUGGAACCAAACAACCUCUGGUACUUGUUCACAGGGCUUGAUAAAGGAAGCCAGUACAGUUUCCAGGUAGCUGCCAUGACAGUCAAUGGGACAGGACCCUCCUCAGAUUGGUAUACAGCAGAAACUCCAGAGAAUGAUCUUGAUGAAUCUCAGGUUCCUGAUCAGCCAAGCUCUCUGCAUGUCAGGCCAUUGACCACCAGUAUCGUCAUGAGUUGGACUCCACCACUGAAUCCAAACAUUGUUGUACGUGGAUACAUCAUUGGCUACGGAGUGGGUAGCCCAUAUGCCGAGACAGUGAGAGUAGACAGCAAACAGCGCUACUACUCUAUUGAAAACUUAGAGCCAAGUUCCCAUUAUGUAAUUUCCUUAAAAGCCUUUAACAAUGUGGGUGAAGGAGUUCCUCUCUAUGAAAGUGCCACCACUAGAUCACUGACAGAUCCCAUUGAUCCAUUAGAAGUUGAUUUUUAUCCUUUGCUUGAUGAUUUCCCUACCUCAGUCCCAGAUAUCUCCACCCCCAUGCUCCCACCAGUAGGUGUCCAGGCUGUUGCACUUACUCAUGAUGCCGUGAGAGUCAGCUGGGCAGACAACUCUGUCCCAAAGAAUCAAAAGACUACCGAGGUUCGCUUUUACACUGUUCGUUGGAGAACCAGCUAUUCGACAAGUGCUAAAUACAAGUCAGCAGAUACAACAGCUUUGAGCCAUAGUGUAAUAGGCCUUAAGCCAAACACUAUGUAUGAAUUCUCUGUCAUGGUAACUAAAGGUCGAAGGUCAAGCACGUGGAGCAUGACUGCACAUGCCACAACAUAUGAAGCAGCACCAACCUCUGCUCCCAAGGAUUUGACUGUCAUUACUCGGGAAGGGAAGCCUCGAGCUGUCAUUGUCAGCUGGCAGCCUCCAUUAGAAGCCAAUGGAAAAAUUACUGCUUAUAUUUUGUUCUACACCUUGGAUAAGAAUACUCCAAUUGAUGACUGGGUCAUGGAGUCAAUCAGCGGUGACCGACUUACUCAUCAAAUUAUGGACCUCAGCCUAGAUACAGUGUAUUAUUUUAGAAUCCAAGCUCGCAAUGCCAAAGGAGUGGGACCGCUUUCUGAUCCUAUUCUCUUCCGGACUUUGAAAGUUGAGCACCCUGACAAAAUGGCUAAUGACCAAGGUCGUCACGGAGAUGGGGCCUAUUGGCCAGUUGACACGAACUUGAUUGACAGAAGCAGCCUUAAUGAGCCUCCCAUAGGGCAGAUGCACCCUCCACAUGGCAGUGUAACACCUCAGAAAAACAGCAACCUUCUAGUCAUCAUUGUGGUCACCGUUGGGGUCAUUACAGUGGUGGUGGUGGUGAUUGUGGCUGUGAUCUGCACCAGACGUUCUUCAGCGCAACAGAGAAAAAAACGUGCUACCCAUAGUGCUGGAAAAAGGAAGGGCAGCCAGAAAGACCUGAGGCCUCCAGACCUCUGGAUACAUCAUGAAGAGAUGGAGAUGAAGAACAUUGAAAAACCUUCAGGUUCUGACCCCUCAGGAAGAGACUCGCCAAUGCAGAGUUGUCAGGACAUCACGCCAGUUAGCCACAGCCAGUCUGAAACUCAGCUGGGCAGCAAGAGUGCCUCACAGUCUGGUCCUGAUACAGAGGAUGUGGGAAGUAGCAUGUCCACUUUAGAGCGCUCGCUUGCUGCCCGCAGAGCCACACGUGCAAAGCUCAUGAUUCCAAUGGAUUCACAGCCAAGCAACCCUCCUGUUGUCAGUGCCAUCCCAGUGCCAACACUAGAAAGUGCCCAGUACCCAGGAAUUCUGCCAUCUCCAACAUGUGGAUACCCACAUCCACAGUUCACUCUCCGGCCUGUGCCAUUCCCAACACUCUCUGUUGACCGGACUUUUGGAACAGGAAGAACAGUGAGUGAAGGACCAGUCCCACAACAGCCAUCCAUGCUACCACAGACUCAGCCUGAACAUGCCAGCAAUGAGGAUGCCCCAAGCAGAACGAUCCCCACAGCCUGUGUCCGGCCUACGCACCCUCUCCGCAGCUUUGCCAACCCCUUGCUACCUCCACCAAUGAGUGCAAUAGAACCGAAAGUCCCUUAUACACCACUUUUGUCUCAAGCAGGGCCUAACCUUCCCAAGGCUCAGGUGAAAACAGCAUCACUUGGAUUAGCGGGAAAAGCGCGAUCCCCUCUGCUUCCAGUCUCGGUGCCAACAGCCCCAGAAGUUUCAGAAGAAAGCAACAAACAGACAGAGGAUCCAGCUAAUGUGUAUGAACAGGAUGAUCUGAGUGAGCAAAUGGCCAGUCUGGAGGGGCUAAUGAAGCAACUUAAUGCUAUUACAGGCUCAGCUUUCUAACAACUGUUGAUGAAUCGAUACUUUAUAUUAUCCAGGAACGUUGCAGCAUACAAGUAUUUCAUAUACACUACACACAUACGCAACCCACCUUUAUUCACUGACAUUCAUUCAACAAAAUUUGGCCCUUGCAAAUAAGUGAAACUACUACUGCAGAGGCCUCACUGAUGCCACUCGAUUGCUCAUUUUGAACUGCUAGCCUUUGUAAUAUUUGAGGUGUCAUGAUUAUCUCACAUUUGACUUAGAGGUGUGUAGUUUUGUGUGAAAAUCUAAUUUUGCUGCAUUCAGAUGCAUUUUUUAAACAUACACCAUUUGUCAGUGUGGACAUUCAUUCUUUUUUUAAUAUAUGCUUUUUGAUACCAGAGGAUGCAUAACAAAUAAUCACGACAUAGCACCAAAGGAUUGCAAGUGUUAUCAACAGCACAAAACAAGACAAAUAAUUCCCAUUUCUUUUGUAAUUUCAAAUAACUUAUCCUGCACAAACCAUGUUGCUGUAAAAUCCACCCAUUUUUGCAAGUAUUUGGAAAUCCUCCCAUAGUUACCAUUUUAUAGUUGGUUACAGAAAACGGGAACAUAGAAAAUCUGCAUUAGCGGCACACUGCCAGCUGCCAUAUACUUACAAAAAGAGGAUAUGAUAUGCAAUCUUCUCUGACACACAGUAAUUAUGUGCUUAAGCUUGGAAUAGAACAGUUCUAAAUCUGGGUGGCCUUUGUGCCACACUGCACUGUGAUGACAUUUGAAAGCGCCUUCAUGGCCAUCUUUCGCAGCAGCAAUGAGGAAAAUGGGCUGAUAUUCCUCCCACACCUUUUCUCCUCUGCCUCCUGUUUGAGACUGCUCAGUUCCAUGAAUUCUGUGAUACAGUCACCAAGGACUUCUCUUUAACUCAAUGGAGGCAGCAGAAAUUGGAAAGUAACACUAGAGCAGGCACAGAGGAAGAUAAGACCUAUCCAUUAGCAGAGAUGGACACAGCGCAGUUUUUACAGACAAGCAACAAACCCAAGAAAAUGAGAAUGAACUAAGGAACUGUGAUGCAUAAUUGGUAAACAAAUUACAGGAGCUUGAUUGCAGUAGGCUAUUCCUUGUUCAAACAUGGGGGCGGAGGGAAACAUUCUACUAUAAUUUAGCAUCAGUCCAUAGCAGUGUCCUUAGUGGAACCCAUUCAGUGUUUUCCCUCUCUUCUAGAAGUCUAACUUCAUAUUACAAUGUUUAUUGAUAACUAUAAGUGUUUGAAUUGACUAAAUUAUUUUGUGAAUACUUUUUAUUGCUGAAUUUUCAACUGCAUUCAGAGUUAAUCCCUGUUUAUGCAGCUGAAUCACCAAAAGGGAACUAAUUUGCAUAUUUAUCAGUUAGGAGGCUACAAAACCCAAUAAGAGAGUUUCAGAUGAAUUACUCCAUUCAGUUCUGCCUUUGAUUUCAAGCUUGAGUAGGUCAUAAUUUUAAAAGAGCAUGGAAGGGUUGGGAUCUUUACAACCUAAUAGUUCUUUUUAUUAGGUGAGUAAUUAUAUCUGAAUCCCCGAAUAAAAUAUUUUGAGUAAAAUGGCACUAGAACAAAAGUAAUAAUUCAGAUUAUUUUCCGCAGUCAUGUGUUAGAGAGGAAAUCAGAUGUGAAGGAUGGAACUCAAAUGCUUCAUUGGAAACUCUAGUGUGUUUGUGAAAAUGUUUCUUACAAAAAUACAUUGUUAUUCAGUUGGCUCAGUUUUUAGUCAAAAUUUCCUAAGAAUUAAGAAAGUUGUAUCUCAGUGAAAGAUUGAAUGUUUAUGCUCUGUCAGAUUUCUAUCAAGAACUUCCAUUGAAAACAAAGCAAGUACAUUUGUCACAAUGACUACCAAAUUCAUAGUCCUGGUAUUAGAUCCCAUGUUGUCCCAACUUACAGUCUUGUUUCCACAAGUAAGGUUUAAAUGCAACAUCUAAGAAAGUUCUGCAACUUCUCUUUUUUACUAGCAAAGUUUUGGAUCAUACGGCCAAAUUCUACUAUCCUUUUCCUAGAGUAAGACAGAAGUAGUAAGAAAAAAAGAUCUGACUCAUAGGACUUUAAAGAGAGGCUUUUAAUCAAUAGAACAUUAAUAUAAAACUAAAUAUAUACAUUGUACAAAAUUAUCUAAAAUAUGUGAUGAGUGAACCUCAAAAAUUUAAACAAGUGGAUUUUGUUUGGAUAAGCAUCCUAAUUUUCAGAUACUUAUCUGAACAUUAGUUAUUGUGUAGCUGUCCCAUGUCAUUGAUUAUCAUAUUCAUUUUGUGAAUACAGCUCCUGUUGUUUUAAAUAUUAGGCCCUUGUAAGUCUGCAAAAUUGAUCUGGAUUCCUCACAAGCCUUUCUUAUGGAUUCUACAGCAAUUCCAUUUCUAAACUCAGAGAGAAACUGGAAAUGAAAAAGAAAUGCAAAAUUUCAGACCUUUUAGAUGACUCAGAUCAAGUUUGAUUUGACAUACCCAUGAGUCUUCAAAAAAGAGGAGAUUCUUAAAUAUUACACAGUGAUUCAGUCAUCCUUAAUAUGUAGGCACUUGCAGUCAUAGCUGUGUCCUAAUAUAUGCAUCAGUUUUUCUGUUUAACUUUACAUAAGUGAAGUUGUCUUAUACAAUUCAGUACAAUUUUGCUGAACUGGGGACAAAAUCUGAGCUAAAAAUAAAUUUCUGGCAUCUCUAUCCUAUAUAUAAACUAUGGAAAAGACUAGCUCAUGCUAUUAGCUAAUAUCAAGAAAUGCCAAACAUCACUCUCAUUAGUAAGAGACUUCUUCUGCAAAUUAAGUUUAACAUUUACUAGGAAAAGUAAAACUGUACCUACUGAAUACAUAUUUCACGUAAAAAGUGAGUGAGUGUUUUGAUUAAUUUUUACUUUAUCCGUUUUCUAAAUAUUCUGGAGCAGUACUAAGCUACAAACAUUGGUAGAUUACCUCCAUUUGUUCCUCUGGCCAUUUGAGUUUAUACAGUACAUAGGUUUAAUCCUAAAUCUGACUGCGUUAAAGUUUCAUUUGAUAGAUAAAGAAGAAUCUGUAGUCCUGUGGGUUAUGUCAAGCAAAAUUAAAUUAAUUUGGGUAUACAGGAAAAUGAAGGAUCCCUGGACCAAUAAUGCCUUUCAGAAACUUUACCUGAGGAAGUCCAGAAACUUUGACUAGUAUUGUCAAAGAAAUAGCUACUUAACUUAUAUUUCAGUUUAGUUGUCCUUUAAAUUAAAUAUUGAACUUCUACAUAAAUAUCUAAGCGUGUGAGACUCAUAUGAAUGUAACAGCACAAAACCUUCAAAGGCAUUUUUGCAUUUGCAGCUAAUUCAGCUCUAAAAUGGCUUAUAGUUUUGACUGAUUCCCAAACUUCCAGAAUAGUUAAAAUGAAAAAUUAUUGAGACUGAAUCAUCCUCUGCUGCAAAAACCCUCAUAAAUGUAAAGAAAGAUAAAACAACUUGUAAUGAAUUUAAAAAGCUGAUAUUGCCAUGGAAAGUAACUAGCUAAUCAUGCCUCUGAAUGCUUUUCUGGGCUGCUAUUCAGUGUUCAUGCUAAUUUUUUCCAUCCAUGCAUGGAACAAAUUUUGUUAUGUGCACGAAGGCAUGUGUGGAUGUGCACCACCAGUAGAAAAACAUGCUGCCAGCUGUAGGUGGCUGUGGGUGCUCUGCUAGUCAGCUAGGCAGCAUUUGACUCUCUCUCAGAUGGCCGCAAGCACACCACUUACAAGGAACACUGCUGCCAUUGCAGGUAGCAGAUAAGAGCUUGCAGUUAAGAAUUCUACAUCUGCAUAUUUUUUUCAAAGCAAACCUCGGAUGUGGAAUUCUGCCAGGAAAUUCAUUGUUCAAAAGCUUCAGAGGAGUAGCUGAGUUAGUCUAUACCUGGAAAAACUUAAAAACCAACAAAUAGUCUU